Molecule: messenger RNA, 2148 nt
Organism: Oryctolagus cuniculus (rabbit)
Lineage: Eukaryota; Metazoa; Chordata; Mammalia; Lagomorpha; Leporidae
Molecular function (GO): structural molecule activity
Source: RefSeq, a predicted model, not a curated record
UCUGCAUUGCUGUACCAAUCAAUCCUUGCCACUUGGCUGCUUUUGAUUGGUGUGCUGAUGGCUAUAAGAGGGCUGGGAGAGGGAAGGAGGUGGAAGAAGAAGCUUGUUCAAGGUUCCUGAAUAAACUGCUUGAAGAAGAGUUCGGGUUGUGUCUUCCUUGCUGGUCGAGGGACGCGACAACUGGUGGCCCGUACGGGGACCAUCUCGAACGCGAACUCAGAACUUCCUGCAGUCAGGGCAGCGCUGGAUCAACAUGACCCGGUGUGGGUUCCGGAGCGAGCGGUCAGGCGGGUCUGCCAUGAGGAGAAUCCUGCCGUUGCUUCUGAUACUUCUGCCUCAAAUGCAACGGACACUGGCGGAGCAGAGAUGGGGGAUUCUAUCAGUAUUCCCAAAGCCGAUGCCCGUGAUGUAUAACGCUCAAGUGUUCCCUCGCUUUUUUGUCACCAAUCUUACCUUGGGAGUCCCUUACUUGCCCAUGGAUACAGAUUCUCAAUAUGCACCUGCAGGAAAUUACACCUUAGAAGGCAGUUUAUGUUUUUUGAUUAGUAAUAAUAUUGCUUAUGAAAAUAGCUCUUGCAUAAAAUUGUAUAAUCAAUCUGCAGCCUGGGUAGAUUUUCCAACAACCCUUGGAUUGGCCAAUGCUUCCUGGAUAUCAGGAUGGUGGCCUGCCAUGGAGAAGAAGGACAAUGGGUCUACCAUUCCUUCUCAGGCACGAUGGGCCCCUCAUUGCUAUGGCAAUCGUGGGGAUGGUAUCUUGCUGUGGACGGGAUGUCAAGGGCCCAAUAACAUUUGGGCAAAGAAAGGAUACUUUACAUUUUCUCCCCGGAUAAGUACAUUUUUUAAUGAAAUGUUUGCAGGAUACAAUUGGACAUAUUAGAGUGUACAAAUAAUUCAUGCAAUUAUACCUUUUGCUGGAAUGCAACCACUUCUUCUUUGGCUGUGCUUAUGAGACUUCCCAGGUACAUUCCAAUUCCUGUUGAAGCACCCAAUAGCAUGGCUUUAUUUAGGACCAGGAGAGAUUUUGGAGUUACUGCAGCCAUUAUAACCGCCAUUUCCAUUGCAGCUGUGGGCGCUACAACAGAUGCUAUAGCGCUCACAGGGACAGUUCAAGCUGCUAAUACCCUGAAUAAUUUAACAGCCUCUGUGGCUGCUGCUUUGGAUACUCAGACAUCUUUAAAUGCACAUAUAAAGGGAGGCUUGAUGAUUGUUAAUCAAUGUGUGGAUUUGGUACAGGAGCAGGUGGAUACUCUCUGGCAGCUUGCUCAGCUAGGAUGUGAGUGGAAAUUUUCAGGGUUGUGUGUGACCUCUGUUCAGUAUGAUAACAUGACUCAGGCAGCAAACUACUCUAAACAGUUGUCUCAGAUGCUCUUGCAGAAUUGGUCCGCGGAAUUUGACUACACCUUGAAGCAACUGCGCCUUGCCGUGGUCACCAUCAACUCCAUGCGUGUGGAUGUCUCCUUCGCAUCUGGAUUGUCAUCCUGGAUCCGCACAGCCAUCUCCAGCCUGAAGGAGUGGGCGGGACUUGGAGCUUUGACGGGGUUGCUGUUACUUGUUGUGUUAUUUUGCCUGUGGUGUUUGUGCAGGAUGAGGAAAGCUCAUCGGUGGGAAUUGGCCAUGAUAGCUCAAGCCUUUUAUGCCCUUGAGGCUGGACAAUCACCACAAGUAUGGCUGGCCUUCCUUGAAUGCUAGGCAUGGGUGCAGGGUGCGAGGCAAAGCACUGCAGAGGGAACGAGCCAUUACGUUCUCUGGAAGGCAAGUCUGUCUGCAUGUGGGUUGGCAUCCCAGAUCCCACCCCUGCAAAAAGGAUGCUGUUCCAGGUGGAUGCCUGGCAGUGGGGGACAGACCCCUACCUACUCCUGUAAUCCUUAGAUGCCUGGUUCUAAAACAAAAAGGGGGAACUGUGGGGAGCCAUUGCACCGCACCCUAAAGAUGGCGCUGGCUCCUUUCUCCCGGAAGGACUGGCAAGAAACAAACAACUCCUAAUAAGGAGAUGGCUGAGCUCCCUUCUGGCUUCCGCAUUGCUGUACCAAUCAAUCCUUGCCACUUGGCUGCUUUUGAUUGGUGUGCUGAUAGCUAUAAGAGGGAUGGGAGAGGGAAGGAGGUGGAAGAAGCUUGUUCAAGGUUCCUGAAUAAACUGCUUGAAGAAGA